Messenger RNA from Anoplopoma fimbria (sablefish), 1778 nucleotides. RefSeq names its product pdgfa associated protein 1b (gene pdap1b). Gene Ontology annotation, cellular component: cytosol. The coding region runs from base 100 to 636 and encodes 178 amino acids. NCBI's taxonomy places the organism in Eukaryota, Metazoa, Chordata, Actinopteri, Perciformes, Anoplopomatidae. The record is from RefSeq and is a predicted model, not a curated record. Gene Ontology annotation, molecular function: RNA binding. The transcript has 6 exons.
AGUCUAGCCAGCUGUCAGGCUGUAGAACUGUUGUGACACUUGUGUUUUCUGUCAGUAUUUAGUUGUUAGAGGGUCUAAAUACAGGACCUGUUCUUCAGAAUGCCCAAAGGAGGUAGGAAAGGUAGCUACAAGGGUCGUGUGCGGACGUACACCAGCCCCGAGGAGAUAGACGCCCAGAUGAAGGCAGAGAAGGAGAGGAAACAGCAAGAGCAAGAAGCAGAAGAGGCGGGGGGUGCAGCUCAGAAUGACAUGGCAGAGGAGAAGCUGCCGGGAUCAGGAUCAGAAGACAGCGACGAUGAAAACUCAGAUAGGAGGAGAGCGGGUGUGGAGGGCUUGAUAGAAAUCGAGAACCCCAACAGAGUGGCUCAGAAGUCCAAGAAGGUGACGCAGAUUGAACUGGACGAGCCCAAGCAGUUAUCAAGGAGAGAGAGAGAGGAAAUAGAGAAGCAGAAAGCGAAAGAGCGCUACAUGAAGAUGCACUUGGCAGGGAAGACAGACCAGGCCAAAGCUGACCUCGCUCGCCUCGCCAUUAUCAAGAAACAGAGAGAAGAUGCUGCAAGAAAGAAAGAAGAAGAGAAAAAAGCAAAAGACGCAGCAGCAGCAGCGAGAGGAAUAAGCUCCCUCUCAAUGAAAUGAUGCAGAGAAUUUAUUAGAGGAGUUUUUACAUGUUUACGGACUGGGGCAAUAUAUAUUUGACUAUUUUUAAAGGAAGAGCUAUGGUCUUGACAUUUCUGUUACAUGUGACCGUUUGGAAAAUGGUUGUGGAGACACCAGUGGAGAGGGGUUGUGUAUAUUUUGGCAUGGAUUAAUGGCCUUGUUGAUCCCUUCAGGAGGUAAAGCUACAGUUGAGAAUACAUCGGUCUUCACAUGCACUUGGAAUGAACCCCCUUCUAACCUAUGAUCUUGUACAUGAUAUUAAUAAUGUCAUUGUCAUUGUACAAUUCUGACUUUGCUAACUGAGCUUUGCCACUCUGUUAUUUGGGGGAUCUUACAUUGUAUAUAGCUGACUUGUGAAAAUAUUUCACAUUAUUAUAAUGGAAACAGUAAAAUGUGCACAUUUCUUUAUUUGCUUUAUUUCACUGUGAGGAAACUGUCACAACUGAUUUAGAGCAGGCUUUACCAACCUCAGGGGCAAGAGUCCAUGUGGGAUCCACUGAUGUGAAAAUGAGUGAAGGUUUGGCAGCAUAACUGAACACAUAAAUCAGUUAAUAGUUAAUAUAUUAGAUUCAAAAAAGGAUGGUGGCCUUGACAUCAUAGUUGAUAUGAUGUUGAAAAACUAACAAAUGAAGGAAUACUGGAGUGAAAUACGUAUGUUUACAUAAAGAUGAUGAUGAAUUUAUCAAGUGCCUGGCAGGAAUAAAGGGUAGGAUUUAGUCUCAGGGCCAGUGUGUAUGAAGUCUCAGAGUAAAGUCUUGGUCUUAAGUGAAGCAAAAUUCUAAGAAUGCCUUAAUAUUGCUCUUGUGUGAUGAAAGAUAGGUGUGUCCCACCCAGGCUCCCAAUAAAACAUGACCAAGUUCAUGACUUAGAUGGAUUCAAAAUGAAUACAAGCAAAUGUUCACGUUAGACAUAUUUUUCCUAAUGUUCACAUAAACCACAUCUACUAUAUAUCAAUUAUGAAAUGUGCAAUAUGUAUAUCGGCUCAACUGUGAAAGACAAGAAUUCCGGUGAGUUUGACAACAAUGGAUAACAAAACAAAUGACAAAUAAAAAUAAAAUUGCAAGAAUAUAUAUUUAAUUCACACACAAACAUUAAUCCUCAAGAGAUUCUUCUCACUUAUA